Molecule: messenger RNA, 2029 nt
Organism: Pollicipes pollicipes
Lineage: Eukaryota; Metazoa; Arthropoda; Thecostraca; Pollicipedomorpha; Pollicipedidae
Gene: RabX6
Product: RAS oncogene family member RabX6
Exons: 4
Coding region: 160-783 (207 amino acids)
Molecular function (GO): GTP binding; GTPase activity
Source: RefSeq, a predicted model, not a curated record
GGGCAAUACGCAGAAAGGCGCUUGGAAUGGGUUCACACGUAUAUGACUGAUGGGUUCGUUGCGCAUUUUAAAAACAAGAUACGCGGUGUAAAGCGGUCUUAGGCGGCAUAAGUAUAAAGAACUUCCGAUCAAAGACCCGGCGGAGGCGGCGUCACGAGGAUGGCAACGUUGAAGAUGCCAUGCCAGAAGGUCAUCUUGUGCGGCGAGUACGGCGUCGGCAAGUCUUCCCUGUUCCGACGCUUUGCCACCGACUCGUUCGUGUCUGCCUCGGACAGGAAGUCAACGCUCGGGCUCGACCAGUACGAGAAGACCUACAGCGUCGGUCCCGACGAACGACAAACUAAGUUGCAACUCUGGGACACCGGUGGACUGGAGCGCGUGGCGUCGGUGACCUCCAGCUACUUCAAGUUCGCCGAGGCGGCCAUCCUGGUGUUCGCCAUGGACAGUGUCGACUCGUUCAACGUGCUGUCGCAGCACCUGCUGGAGAUUGUGUCGCACGCAGAGCACGCCAAGAUCUACGUGUGCGGCAACAAGAUAGACCUGAAGCACGACUCAGUGGUCAGCGAUGCCGAUAUUCAGAUGUUCUGCGAACAGUGCCACAAUGUGGUGACGGGCACCUUCAAGACCUCGUGCAAGACGGGCGAGGGCGUGCACGAGAUGUUCACGGAGAUCGCCCGCCAGGUGGCCGUCUCCAGCCGCUCGCGCAAGGAGCUCGAGCGGCUCGACGAUCGCGCCUUCAAAGUGGAGGCGCCGCAGGCAGACGACGAGCCGUGCUCGUGCUAGCGCCGCGGCCCGCGGCCCGGCAGCGGUGGGAGCGCGGCGCCGCUGCUAUGCUCGGCGCCGCUCCUGUGCGCGGCGGCGCUCCUGCGCGCGGCUGACGGACCUCGGCCGCCGCGGCCGUUGCCGCCGUGUGAUCUGAUGGUGCAGCUGCCCUGGGGCGCGGCAGCUGUGACUUGGCGCAGUGCAGCUGUUCGGCCGCUGGGUGGUCCGGGCGCGGUACUGCCGCCCAGUGCGGCGCCAGCCCUCCCGGCUGUGGCGGCGCGUGAUCCAGCCGUACACCGGCACACCGGUACGCGGCUGUGUGGUGCCGCCGUACCGCCGCCGUGCGGUACACCGGUGCGGGGCUGUGUGGUGCCACCGUGGGUCCAAGCCUGGGUGCGUGGAGUUCGCGGGCGAGGGCAGCCGACUCGAGAUGAACCGGCGGCCGCUGUGUGCGGGCGGGUCGCGCCGCUGCCUGCGGCCCCAUUCCGGACGCGGCUAGCCCUCAGUGUCUGGGGCCACACAGGUGUAUUAGUAGGGUUCGGAGGCGUGGGGGCCUCAAACGGCGGCUAUCAGCGCACGGGCCCGUGUGACGGGCGGUGGUUCGUAUUUCGCCCAGGGUUUGGACCAUGUGGCGGAGACGCACCGAGCGCUCCGAUUUCGUGAUUGUGGGUGUGAAGCACACCACACGGGUGGACGACUCAUAACGCGCGGGAGUCGGCGCGCACGGUGGGUACGCUGGCUCGUUAUUGAGUCAGCCCCAUACGGGACGCUGAACGAGGUUGUGCGAGCUCGAGUCACGCGGGUCGGCUCUCACUCCGUGGUGCUAUGGAAUGACCUCUCUUGCUUCGUAUAAUGCUUUUGCUAUGCUGUCCAGUAUUUUUGCGUGCAUGGUUGUCCCCAAGUAAAUUUUCCCUAACUCAUGCCGUUAAUCUGGGUGGGGUAUAAAAUACUCACUGUCGGUUGUACGCAAGAAAUGUCAUCUGUCAUUAGCCCCGUGCGUCGUAUAUGACGGCAGCGACAUGCCGGUAUGCCUUGGAGUGUGAUUUCUGUCGUUUUUGUGUGUUCUGCGCGUAUUUUAAUUGGUGACUUAAAGUUAGGUCGUAGGUAAAUCAAAACUGCAACCUUACCCUGAGUUCAAAUGCUGUGCCAGCUUGAACUGUGUUUGGGUGUUUUGGGGUGUUCGACAAAGCGACCUAUCUGCUUUUGUUGAGAUAUUUAUGGUAUCGUAUCGGUUGAAACCCUCGUAUGAAAUAUACUUGAAUUAUUA